This is a messenger RNA of Belonocnema kinseyi, 3627 nucleotides long. RefSeq names its product cadherin-23-like. Gene Ontology annotation, biological process: homophilic cell-cell adhesion. Lineage: Eukaryota; Metazoa; Arthropoda; Insecta; Hymenoptera; Cynipidae. The record is from RefSeq and is a predicted model, not a curated record. Gene Ontology annotation, molecular function: calcium ion binding. Gene Ontology annotation, cellular component: plasma membrane.
AUGAAUUCUAACCUAGGAGCAAAAUUCGAAAAAAAUGAAAAAGGAAACUGUAUUGUUGUGGUUACAAAGAAACAGGAUUUUGAAACACCAGCAAUGAAGAUGUACACAAUGACAAUAGCUAUUGCUGAAGAAACUCAUAAAAUUAAAAUAGCCGUCAUUAACAACGAUGACAACCCACCUGUCAUUCAACCCAACGAAAGAAAUUGCUCGGUUCAUGAAAAUUACGAAGGACUAACAAAUUGUACUUUCACAAUAACAGACGUGGAUGGCUGGAUUAAUAAAACUACUUUCAAUAUUACAUCCAUGCCAAUAAGUGGAUCUGACUAUUUUUCUGUGGAUCCUAAAACCAUUCCUGAUACUCAAUUAAAAAUGAACGCGACUCUCAGCGUUAUCAAGAGUUUGGAUUUUGAAAGUAUUGCUGUCUAUACUCUUGGAAUUACUGCAACGGAUUCUGGAAAUAAUACGACUAAUAAUUUGGUGAAUGUAGUCAGAAUUAUAGACAUGCCAGAUAUGCCACCUGUAUGGACCAGUCUCACAUCAGCUAUCACUAUUCGGGAAAAGUCUACCAAUACUUUAAGUGUUUCUGCAAUUGAUGGUGACUACGAAAUCAGCGCAAGUAUAAAUUACAAAAUCGAAGUUACAGAAGAGAAUGAUGAAAAAAUUUUUGAAGUGGAAAAGGAAACAGGUGUGAUAACGAUAAAUGAAAUCGAUCGAGAUACUCUUAAAAAAGAAAUUUUUAAAUUCACGGUCAUAGAUUAUGAAGUGGAAAAUAUAACAUCAUCAAUCAAUAGCACAAUCGUCGUUGUGGUUAAUGAUAUAAAUGAUCAUAUUCCUGAAAUCAGCCCUUCUGAUCUUUCGAUGGAUAUUCUGGAAGAAACUUAUAUGAAUCUAAAUUACUCAAAACAGAUUGUGAUUACAGAUCCUGACCUUGCAGAAAAUGCUCAGUAUGAUGUCAAACUGGAAGCUGAUCUGAAACACAAUUGGCAUUUAGCCUUCUUAAUAAUCCCUAAUAAUGGUUACCAACUUGGAAAUUUUACUAUAUCUGUCGUAAACGCAGCUCUGUUGGAUUACGAAGAUGAAAAUUGGAGAAACAUUAACAUUAAGAUAGUAGCAACAGAACGUGCAAAAUUCACUCAUAUUGGUAUGAGAGAUGUGAAAAUUAAUCUUAUAAACUGGAACGAUGAAUUACCAGUAUUUGAAAAUGAUAAUAUGUUGGUUAAUGUAGCUGAAGAUGUAGAAAAGGGAUUUCCUGUUGCAAAAGUACUUGCUAAAGACAGAGAUGUUAAUGAUACUGUCAGGUUAUUCGCAUUUAUGAUGAAAAUACUUUUUCAAGUGAAAACGAAAAUUGAAGCUAAAGAUCCUGACACUGAAGCAGAACUGAAGUUUAGCAUUGAUUGGGAUUCAUCUACUGCUUACAAAAGCAGUUCGCCAGUUAAUGAGUCUUUUUAUCGAGAGCAUCUAAUAAUUGAAACAAUGUAUCCGGAGGGUACAAAGGAAUACGCUAAAGCACUAUUAUUUGUGAAUGGAAGGAUUGACUACGAAGAAUUUGAUGUUAUGUACCUCACUGUUGUUGUUACUGAUGUAACGACAGUUCAUAAUGAAGAUUCAGUUUUAUCAUCUUUAACUUUGCUCAUUAACGACAUCAACGAUAAUCCUCCAGAAUUUGAAAAACCUGAAGAAAUGAGUGUCUUGGAAAAUCAAAAAAGUGGAAUUUUAAUAGGAAAAAUUACUGCUCUCGACUUUGAUGGGCCAGGAAAUAAUGACGUAAUAUACUUAAUAAUACCCAUUAACGGGACCAAAAAUGAAUUAGUCCAGAUCGACCCAAAAACUGGAAUUAUCAAAGUAGACGAACAUGCUAAAAUUGAAGCUGAAGCGUAUGAAUAUUUAUAUUACAACGUGUCUGCUACUGAUAGUGUCCAUAAUACUAUAUUAGCGAUUGAGAUAUACGUAAUCGAUGAAAAUGACGAAUUUCCUACCAUACCUCCAGACAGAUUUAAUUCGACAAUUCGCAUCAAGGAAAAGUCUGAAAAUGGUACAGAAGUAGUUCCUGUGCAUGCUAUUGAUAAAGACAGAACAUACGUUUAUUGCCAGUCUCUGUUAUUGAAAGCCAAGAUAGUCGUCUAUCUCAAUUCCCCAACUCCCACCACUGAUGGUCACAUGUGCCGGGUUGCGAAGGAUUUGCAAAAAACGAAGUUUGACUAUAACGGAAAUCCUAAACAGAAAACCGCAACUCAAAACCAAAAAAUCAUAUUCAUAUCGACAGAAGGACCUGAAUUUACCAAAAAUACAUUUAAUGCCGAGUUCCAUGAAAAUACUACAGGGUUAAAAGAAUUUAUUAUCAUACCUCUUGCUUAUUAUAUAAUAAAUAAGGGCAUUCAGGAUAAUUCGAAUGGUGACAUGUCGUAUUUUGAGUUGGACAAAGAAACUAGAAAUUUGACUUUGAAAAAACAACUGGAUCGUGAAGAAAAAGAUACUAUGUCUAUUAUAGUUGUCGCUACGACAAAUCACAAUGGACCUACUUCGAAUCCUCGCGAAAAAGCAAAUUUAAAUAUCACAAUUACAGUACUGGAUGUAAAUGAUAAUCCACCAAAAUUUGAAAACAAGAAUUACUUUGGAGGAGCGGCUUUAGAAGAUGCUGUUGCAAAAGUUGUUUUGACAGUAAAGGCAACUGAUGCGGAUUUGAAUGACAGUCUAUCGUAUAGCAUAAUUGAUAAAAGUUUGAACAUAUCCCACAAUUCAUUGGAAGGAAUUUCCGUACCAUUUAAACUAAAAACAUCUGCUGGAGAACUAUUACUGGAUUUUAAAAUAACAUCGUACGUGACUGGUUAUUUUAGCUUUGAUAUUUCGGUACAAGAUAUGUUGAUUUUAGUUUUGCAUGAAGAUAAGACACAUGUGAAAGUGUACAUAAUUGCACAAAAUAACCGAGUAACUUUUACCUUCAAAAACAAAAUCACAUACUUAAAUGAUAAUAGGUCGUAUGCAACCUCGAAUUUUAUUUGUAGAGCCGACAGUGACUUGGAAACUAUAACCAAUUUGAAAGCAUCUCUUUUAACGAAAAAUUUAUAUCUUGUCGAUGUGCCUGCAACAAGUUCAAUUACUGCAACUGAAGAUCUUCAUGAUGUUAUUCAAUGGCAUAUGACUCUGCUAAUGACAGAAAAACUUGACAAGCUGGCGAUCACAAAUUAUAGCUCUCAUAAUUCUGGUCUGGAUAAAAUUGGAAUUCUGCCUAAUUCGAACAAAUUUUCUCUUGAGGGUUCCAAUCCUAUGUGGAAAACAGAGCCUGUUAAUGUGGUGGAAGAUAAUAUAAGUCGAGGAAGCGGAGAUUCAGACUUGAUAGGUAUAGAAGACAAUCCAGAUUUUGACUAUGAUGAAAAUCCUAGAGCUAUAAAGAACGGAAAACUCAACACUUUCGUGCUUCCUAAUGACUCAACAGCGUUUCCAGUUGAGAACACAACACAUACAUGCGAUCCACAUACACGCAAAUGCACCACGAGAUUCGCAGAGCUCAAGAAUAUGAUAAAGGACGAUGAAUCGAUUGAAUCGGUGCAUGAUUUAAUUAUUAAAGAGAGUGUGCGAAUAAUGUUGCGCCUCCUAGCAAACACGAUUGCAAUGCCUUUAUCGCAUUAG